Molecule: messenger RNA, 1870 nt
Organism: Durio zibethinus
Lineage: Eukaryota; Viridiplantae; Streptophyta; Magnoliopsida; Malvales; Malvaceae
Source: RefSeq, a predicted model, not a curated record
AAAAAAAAGGAGAAAGCUUGAAAACUCUAAAUGGUCAAAAUUCAAAUAAUUCCAUCGUUGAAUUCAAGCCGAUUGCCCACUGUAUUGUUGUCUAACCUGCCAGCACAAAAAUUGUAAAGUCUUUCUCAAAUCUCAUAAAAUCGAAAAUUUGAAUUAAAGUGUUUCUUAAAUCUAAAAAAAUUGGGGAUUUGAACUGGAUCUGGCCAAAAAUUGAGGCGAGAGAGGAGGCCAAUUUUUGGACGAAGAAGGCAAUGCCAAAAAUCCAACAAGCCAUUGCCUCCACCGGCAACCAUGUGUACCACCAUACCUUCCCGCCUUAAACCGCCACCACCAUCCCAUUCCCUUUCCUUUGCCAGCCGAUCGCCAACCCAACCCCACCGAUCUCCCCCCAGGAACAGCUCCCAUCUCCCACCUACCCUCCACCCACAGCCCUACUGAGAUAGCCAUCGAAACUGCCAACAAGUAAAUAGCAACUGUCACAGCCAAAAACAAAAAAUAAAAAAACCAAGCCAACAAAGCCAAAAAAAAAAAAAUUGCAAACAACCACAGGGCUCUAUUGUGGAAUCCAUCGGGAAAAAAAAAAAAAAAGAAACAGAAAAGGGCCCGUUGAGGAUGAAAAGGGCUUUUGGUCAUGGGAUUUUUUUUGUUUUUAUGAGUGAUUUGGGAGAGUAUUUUUAAGAUUUUGGGAAAGGAAAGAAAAGAGCUAUUUUUUUGGGCAGUGGGAGCGACGGCGGUGUAUGGAGGUCAGCGCGGGCGAGGAGACUUUUGGAUGAUCUGAACCGGUAGAAAGGAAGGAUGGAAAGGGAGAAACAACAUACUUUGGUUUUAGGACGACCGGAUGGCGAGAAGAGGGUGAACGGCGGUUUAAAAUUUCGGGUUAAAGUUUCAGAUCUAAGCUAUUAUGAGGUGAUUUGCAAAAAACAGAGGCUGAAUCUGAGACAAGAAGGAAGAGAGGAGUCCACGGCUGAAAUUUUGGAGUCAACUGACGCUGAACGGCGGCCGGGUCAGCUACCGUCGCUGGGAUCCGGGUUAGGGGAGAGUGGCCGGCUGUGUCUUUUUUGGAGAGAAAAUGUUGCAUUUGAUACAAAAAACGGAAAACUCAGGUAUGCACAGUAUAAGAGAAUAUUAGAGGAAAUUGACAAGUAUAAAGGUGGUUUGGAGGAGCCAAUAAUUAGCACAUAUGCCAACUUUAGAGAUGAUGUGCUUCCCCGCAUUAAAAGACUUGGAUAUAAUGCUGUUCAAAUCAUGGCUAUUCAAGAGCACUCGUAUUAUGCUAGAUUUGGCUAUGAUGUGACAAACUUCUUUGCACCAAGCAGCCGUUUUGGAACCCUUGAUGAUCUUAAGUCACUGAUAGAUAGGGCUCAUGAGUUGGGUCUACUUGUUCUUAUGGAUAUUGUGCACAGCCAUGCAUCUAAUAAUGCGUUAGAUGGAUUGAACAUGUUUGAUGGAACCAAUGCUCAUUGCUUCCACUCGAGGUCAAAGGGUCACAACUGGAUGUGGGAUUUUCGCCUUUUUAAUUGUGGAAGCUGGGAAGCACUACAAAGGUUUCUUCUUUAAAAUCCAAGAUGGUGGCUGGAAGAAUACAAGUUUGAUGGGUUCAGAUUUGAUGUUGCGACUUCAAUGAUGUACACCUAUCAUGGGUUGCAAUUAAUAUCUGGGUAGCAUUUACUAGAAACUACAAUGAGUACUUUGGAAAUGCAAUUGAUGUAGAUGCUGUUGUCAAUCUGAUGCUGGUUAAUCAUAUGAUUCAUGGGCUAUAUCCUCAGGCUGUCACCGUUGGUGAAGAUCCAUGCAUCUAAUAAUGUGUUAGAUGGAUUGAACAUGUUUGAUGGAACCGAUGCUCAUUACUUCCACUCGGGGUCAAGAGGUC